AACCUAUAAUAAGUAAAUUUUUACUAUAUAAGAAAUCAUUAUUUUUUUUUCUUGACAUUAUUAAAUAGUACGAUUUGCAGAUUGAUAGUACGAUUAUUAAAUAUUACGGUUGCGGACUAGUAAAUUCAUAUUAUGAGCUGGAAAAAAAUAGACGGUACUCUUACCCAACUUGCCGUUGGUCGUGAUAAUAAUGUAUGGGGUAUAAAUUUCAAGGAUGAGAUUUUCCAAUACACAGGACAAACUUGGCGCAAUAUAGAAGGCUUAGCCGUAAAUGUUGGUGUAGGUGCCGAUGGUACUGUUUGGGUUGUCAACCGGUUUGACCAGAUCUAUGCGUGGAAUGGCAUAGGAUGGACUAAUGUUCCUGGAGCCCUAGUCCAGAUAUCAGUUGGUGACAAAUCUCAAGUUUGGGGUGUUAAUCGUGCAGAUAAUAUUUUUUAUCGAACUAAUGGUGAUAUUUUAAACGGUACAUGGGUCCAAGUUCCAGGUCUAUUGAUCAAUGUAUCCGUAGCUUCUGAUGGAACUGUAUGGGGAGUUAGCAGAAAUAGGGAUAUUUUUAGAUGGAAUGGCAAAGACUGGAUUCAAAUUGGUGGAAAGCUUAAACAAAUAUAUACUAGCAGUGAAUCCUCGGUUGUCGGUAUUGAUAUCAAUAAUAAUGUUCUUCAAUAUAAAGAUGGUCAAUGGCUCCAAUAUAAGGAUAUUAAACUUGAAAAUGUCGCAAUUUCUAUCGAUAAUAAUUUGUGGGGCAUUGAUUCCAUGGAAGAGAUUUAUAUGUUCCAACCGAAUUCUACUACUUCUCCUUUGAUACCUACUUCAUCUACUAGUCCGACUAUUAGUUCGACAGUAAACAUCAAUCAAGGAAAUCCGGCUAGAGCGAUAAUAGGGUUGUCUGUAGGACUUGGUUUAGCACUAAUAAUCUGCGGUGCGAUAAUUUUAUUUAUUAUUCGGCGUUAUAAGAAAAUCAAAACCAAAUUUCCCGAAGUUUCAGGCUUUUCCGAAGUAGUUCGUCAAUAGUAUACCUAUACAGUCUUAUGAUGGAUACAUUCUUUAAUAAUGUCAUCCCAGAAUUUUUUUAUUUUUCGAUUUAGAAGAGCUCUUACUAUUGCAAAAUAUAAUCUACAAAUAAUGUAUAACGUUAAAGAAUACUCCCAGAAAACGGGAACAGAUCUAUGGUAUGCAAGAGAACAGAUACAGUCGGAAAUUUCAUGAUAUCUUUAGCAUGUUAUAGAUAAGAUUCGACGUAUCAAGUUUUUUAACUA
Messenger RNA from Rhizophagus irregularis DAOM 181602=DAOM 197198, 1256 nucleotides. RefSeq lists its product as uncharacterized. The record is from RefSeq and is a predicted model, not a curated record. Lineage: Eukaryota; Fungi; Glomeromycota; Glomeromycetes; Glomerales; Glomeraceae.